Melampsora larici-populina 98AG31 is the source of this 2594-nucleotide messenger RNA. RefSeq lists its product as uncharacterized. The record is from RefSeq and is a predicted model, not a curated record. The transcript has 3 exons. Gene Ontology annotation, cellular component: cytoplasm; nucleus. Gene Ontology annotation, biological process: negative regulation of mitotic cell cycle; negative regulation of cell population proliferation. The coding region runs from base 539 to 1855 and encodes 438 amino acids. NCBI's taxonomy places the organism in Eukaryota, Fungi, Basidiomycota, Pucciniomycetes, Pucciniales, Melampsoraceae.
UUGAACAGCACUGCCUCUUUCCUUAUUUUUCAUUCGAUUCUCCAACCUUUCUUCAGAUAUUCCAUUACCACCCUAUACCACCGCGUGGUGUUUUCAAACCUUCUGAUAUCAAUUGGUCACACACACUUCAUCGUUACAAUAAUUACCACUUAUACAUAAAUCAUCCGUUAUAUAUAUCAUAACCAUUUUCUUUGGCCUAGGCUAGGCUUGAAUUCUCCACUAAGGUCGUCGUAGCCUAUUCAACCCCUUCGUCUCGCUCCAUUUAAGACCAACCCCCCUCUUGGGCUUCUUCAUUCGCCGUCUUAUUCCCAUCGCUCCUGCACUUCAAUCAUCAGCUCAACUUGCUCUUGAUCCAUUUAUCAUUCUCCGCUGCGUCGAGGAGUUGUAUCAUCAAUCAAAGACCUUUCCUUGUCAACACUUGUUACCUUUCGGCCUUCGAUAUCAACUGCUUGUCUCUGUUUUUAUCUAUUUGCUCCCUCUUUUGCAAAAUUCACCUCGCUACUUGACUCAUCUCUCAAGCGCCUUCUGAACAUUGGGCAUGUCUUACCAACCAACCGUGAUUCCCCAAGAGCUCCAGUUCCUCUCUGGAUUCAUUCUAGACCAGCUCCCGACUUUACCUCGAUCUUUGCAACCUGAUAUCCUCGACGUUCUUGUCACUCGUUACCUCGCUCAACACUGGUACCCCGACCAAUCUGAACGUGGCUCAGGCUUCCGUGCAAUCUCCUUUGAUCCAGCUCGUCAGGAUGGCUACGUCGAUCCAGUACUACGUCACAUCGCAUCUGUGGCCAAAAUAACCAUCAAGGAUCUCAAGAAGGCUUUGUUUAACAAGAAUGGUUGGACGGUAUGGUGUGACCCAGGCUGUGUCAGCAUCCGAUACCAAACCGGGGGCGGUGAAAUUCGUGAGCUUUGGGGUCGACUUCCUCAACACCUAGCCUCCCCAGUUAUAUCUCCACGCGGUCCAACGUCACCUACUCCUGUCUCACAAUCGUCACCGUCCAAGUCGCGCGCAAUCCCCAUCUUGGCGCCUUCCACCGCUGCUCGUUUGGCUGGCGUUUCCGGCUUAUCUGUCAUUCCGCCCACCCCUUUACCAGCUGGCCAACGCACGACUUUGUCUUGCAACGUCGAUGAGACCGAUGAUGCUGAUCUAGCACUCUACAUGAACCGCCCGUUCUCCCUUCGUCCUUCUCACUCCCGUCAGCCCUCAAAGCAAAUGAACUCGACUGAUGCGGCAGAAGACCCUUUUUCGAGACCUGACUCCCGCACAUCAUCUGCGUCGUCCUCGUCGGGCUCUGAUCAAUCUGCGUUCUCAGCUGUAUCACUUUCAACCACCUCAACGGUCCACUCAUCUGCCACUCACACUCGCAAGAACUCCGCUAGCGUGACGACUCAAGCCCCUCAGAUGUUUGCUCGCCAUCACUCGACUGGCAGUUUACCUAUUGGCUACCCUGCGGCUAAGAUCCCUGCUUUCCAUUCUCAUGCAUACGCCUUUCCCGGCCAAGUACCUGGUGGGUUUGUCGCGCAACCGAUGAUUUCUCGCUCUUCUUCACCUGCCCCAGGCGUCAAGUCCCGUCGCCUUCGUGAGCGCCAUUACUCUAGCGCAUCAGUAUCCAGCAUGAACUCCUGCAGUUCAGCUACCACUCGUCACGGCGGCUUAGUUCUCAAAGAAGGUCCAGGUACUGUCACUGAGCAUUCUGGUGGAAAGGUCGGUGUAAUGGGUGGUGGCGUCCUCCUUGGCUUACCCAAGACUGAAGGCGCUAAUGCAGACAAGCCCAAGAACGCCCAGAACAACCGCCGAGGUGGACGACGCGGACGUACCAACCAAAACCAAUACAGUAUUAGCGGCUUCUCGUCUUGAAGGCUUUUUAAUCUACCAAAUGGCGUAUUCGCUUUGGCUGUUCAUAUUUCGAACAUAAUCACUAUCCAUUGGGCGAGACAUCUCACCAUGCUUUACCAAACUACCGAAGAUCAUUCGGCCUCCUUGUUUUUUCUAAUAUAAUCGUCAAAUGCUGAAAAAAAACCAUUCUGAAACUUAUUAACUAUUGUGUUUGCUCAAUGUAUGAUUCUUUUACAAAUCCCUCCUCUCUUCGAUAUUUGUUUGUCUCAUUUCGAUGCCUGCUUGAAUUUACUACUACUUCUUCUUUUUUUUUUCCAAAAUUUUCGUUCAUUCUUCCGAACUAAUCAAAUCCGCAUACCUACUUAUAAUUGUUGAACUAUAUCUUACCCUUGUUUGGUUCACUUUUUCCACGUUGAUUGUAGGUUGGCAUUCCGCUCCUUCAUCACCUUGCCUUCUACACAACGUUCCCUAUUGCAUUUCUUGUUUUUUUAUGUCUGCUUCGUUGAUUUUUUUUUUUACUUAUCUCUCCUUUGCAACAGAGAAUUCUAUAACUAAGUUUUAUAUCUUCUUUUUUGUACCAGAUCUUACUUUGCUCUGUUUUAAAGUGUUGUUUGCUUUGGGGUUCUCGCCUGUGUGUGUGUGUGCUGAUGUUUGAUGGUUAUUUCCUUGGUCUUUUCUUCAUUCUAUUUACUAUAUUUUGUUUGCUUGUGUUAGGGUUACCGAGUUGUAAUCAUGAAACUUUGAUUGUAUUCGCCCACUU